AUGAGAAUUUGUAUUUUUGCACUGUUUUUCAGCACAAUCAGUGGCUUCAACCCGUUUAAUUACUUUGACGAAUAUGAUUUUAACGAAGAUAAUUCUCAAGCCGAUUUCAAAAAAUUACUGAAGAAAGAAAUUGGCGCUAACGCCGACGGUCUGAAGAGCAAGUUUUUCCAUGGCUACAUAAACUCGAUAAAGUCGAAGUAA
This is a messenger RNA of Oikopleura dioica, 201 nucleotides long. The record is from the annotation of a GenBank genome assembly. Lineage: Eukaryota; Metazoa; Chordata; Appendicularia; Copelata; Oikopleuridae.